Babesia bovis T2Bo is the source of this 769-nucleotide messenger RNA. RefSeq names its product AP2 domain family protein. The coding region runs from base 182 to 766 and encodes 194 amino acids. The transcript is spliced from 4 exons. Gene Ontology annotation, biological process: regulation of DNA-templated transcription. Gene Ontology annotation, molecular function: DNA-binding transcription factor activity. Lineage: Eukaryota; Apicomplexa; Aconoidasida; Piroplasmida; Babesiidae. The record is from RefSeq and is a predicted model, not a curated record.
UAAUAGAUUAAUAGUUAAUUUUAUCCCAUAGAUGUAAAGCCUCUGCCUAAAUUGUUUUUAUUAUAUCGUAGUCUGAUCCACCUGAAUCUUACAAGAGUUACACACACCUAUAACUGACAGUAUUUAGAUUGUGUACAGCAUAUUAAUCUUCGCUAUACUGGGAGGGUUGUUAUGUUAAUAUAUGGCUACUCCAACUGUAUUAGAUCCAUUGUUGGUACUUUGUAGAAGGUACGCUUCGACGCGAAGCUACAAGCAACCUACCAAAGAAGUCUUACAUCCGUAUGUGAAUGAACCUCAACGACUCAGUUUGAAACCUCGAAAUGCUACUGCCGUUACGAUUGGUUCUCAAAUAUAUUUUCCAAAAAAUUAUUACACUGAUCUGAUGAUAGAAUCGUCUCGUAGCGGCGAUUUUUUAGGCUCAGAUUUUCCUUUUGGCUUCUCAAGCAAACAGAAUGUUUGGAGAACUAGAAAAUACAAUAUCUUGAAUAAUUCAGUGCCAAAUGUAGUUUCAAAAGAAAAAUCUGUGAAUUAUUAUCACAGAUUGCAAGUGUGGUCAACGCAUUGGUAUGAAAAUAAAAUCCAUCGAAUGAGAAGGUUUAAAUGUGCUUAUGGAUUUAACAGAGCGAAAACCGCUGCUGAAAUUUUAAAAAAAAACCUCCUCCUAACAGGUCGAAUAGAUAAUUUAAAGACAGAAGAACAGCGACGCUUGGAUCUAAAUAAAAUUAGGUCAAUUAAAUCACUAAAGGGAUCGUAUCAAAGAAAAUAAUGU